UUUAGCAGCUAUACCGUUGCUACACUACUGUCACUGCAGAUAAAUACCUCCCCCGGCUUAAAUUUUCCACUUCUUUCCUCUUCCUUGUUUCCCCCCUUGUGCCUUCUUUUUUAUCUCCUGCCAAUUCCUUUUCCCUUCCAGCAAUUGUUUCCCUCUCCUCCCCCCAGCUUCUCUCCCCAUUCUUCACUUGCUUUUUGCGUCUGGCCCAUUACAUUGAUUUACUGAUCGAUUGAGGACUUCAUUACUACCCAUCCAUACAUUAACAUACACCACCCAACCCCAACCACGACCAUUAUGUUGCCGAUCGUGUUUCUCUCCACUUUGGUGGCCUCCGCUACUGCAGUGACCACCGCCAGCAACUAUACCUUCCCUGAGGGGUUCGAUCUGAACCAGGUGAAACCCGCGGAUAAGUCUGCCUGGUGUCAGGCCGAGCGGAACGCCUGCCCGAAGAUCUGCGGCGGAGUUGCUGAUAAGAACACUUGCGACCCGCAAACUCUUGGUUUCACUUGCUCAUGCUCCAAUGGCACCGAUGCUGACGUCGCAUCGUACGCGGAGACUAUCCCCUUCUUUGUCUGCCAGGAGAACUACCGCCAGUGCAUCGAGCGCUCUACUGACCUUGACGGCGACGAGAAGUGUAAGAAGGCCCAAAGCCAGUGUGGUUCGAAGAAUGCGUCUGAUGCCUCUGGCUCGUCUUCAUCGACUACCACGAGCACAUCCUUGCCUACCUCGACUGGUUCUUCGGGAUCUAGCAACAGCGAAGGCUCAUCCACCGGCACCGCGACGAGCAGUGGCAGCACAAGCAGCACAACCGCUAAUGCCGCUGUGCGUAUGGCCCAGGACCAUGCGACAGGAAUCUUAGCAACGGUACUCUUCUUGGGUCUCCGUCUCGUUCUGUAAGAUGGUCGUUUCGGAUUGCACCGCGGAAGGCUUGAUCAAGUCCUGAUUAUGAAAUGUGCCGCUCUGAUCCGUCUCGAGGAAAAUUUGUGCUUGAUGGUUUUUUUUCCCCCUCUCCUAACUCGCUUUGUGUCUAUGACCUACCGUUGUCGUACUAUUCCCCUGCUUUUGCGUCGCGGUUAAUGAGCUGUAUCGUUCUGUGCGUGCCUUUAGUCAUUCCUUUCACGAGUUUAAUCGAUGAUAGUCCAUAUGGAAGAAUAAUAGUCGCUCUUUGAGAUUUUCUGAAGACUCGCCAA
This is a messenger RNA of Aspergillus nomiae NRRL 13137, 1190 nucleotides long. RefSeq lists its product as uncharacterized. Bases 295 to 897 code for a protein of 200 amino acids. The transcript has 3 exons. The record is from RefSeq and is a predicted model, not a curated record. Lineage: Eukaryota; Fungi; Ascomycota; Eurotiomycetes; Eurotiales; Aspergillaceae.